Striga asiatica is the source of this 648-nucleotide messenger RNA. The record is from the annotation of a GenBank genome assembly. Lineage: Eukaryota; Viridiplantae; Streptophyta; Magnoliopsida; Lamiales; Orobanchaceae.
AUGGAACAACUUCCCGGUAUACCUACCUCUUCCCGCCGCCGCCGCCAUCACCACCAUCCGUCCGCCGAUAGAUUCCUGGGCAUGCUGCAACCGCCACCGUCCUCCGGCCCCACACCCCCACUCGAAAUCUCCGAGCACGAUAUCUUCAACACUCCUUUAGAAUGCCCGCCCCCAUCCCCGACCCGACCGAUCGACAAUUCGGAUCCGAAACCCACCCGAAGCACCAACCUCAAACACUACGGCAUCCUAGCCGCCUUAACCAGCAACCACGGGAAUCGAUCUGUGGCCGGGCCGAAUAGCCGGCCCCUUUUCAACCACAAGGCGUCCCCGGGUGCGCAGGGCCUAUCGAUCCCGAAACCGCCCCCGAUUCAAGGGGGCAGCGCUAGGUUUCGUCCUCAAUCGGCGCCGGUGAAUAUUCCGGUGAUGCCGGCGGCGAUGCGGAGGAGGGCUUUGGAUCUGGAAGACAACGUCGCUGAACGGGAAGAGAACGCGGACGAGAUGAUAUUGCCGCCGCACGAGGUGGUGGCUGCGAGGCAUAUGCCGCGGGCGGCUUGCUCCGUGAUGGAGGGUGCUGGACGGACGUUGAAAGGGAGGGAUCUCAGGCAGGUGCGCAACGCCAUUUGGCGAAAGACUGGUUUUAUUGAUUGA